UCUCCAGCUCAGCGCCAUUUUCGGCGUUGUCACGGGACGACAGCAUGCCGUUGUCAAACAGAUAAUAAGACCACUAUUUAACGUUGUUAGACCUAUUUUUUUCCCCAGUAUUCCAUAAAAUGGGACGAAAAAAGAAGAAGCAGAUGAAGCCAUGGUGCUGGUACUGUAAUCGGGAUUUUGACGAUGAGAAGAUCCUCAUUCAGCAUCAGAAGGCAAAGCAUUUCAAAUGCCAUAUUUGCCACAAGAAGCUGUACACAGGCCCAGGCUUGGCCAUCCAUUGCAUGCAGGUACACAAAGAAACGAUCGACAGUGUCCCAAAUGCAAUCCCUGGAAGAACGGACAUCGAACUGGAGAUCUACGGUAUGGAGGGGAUUCCAGAGAAAGACAUGCAGGAAAGAAGACGAACGCUAGAACAGAAAUCACAAGAGAGCCAAAAGAAGAAGUCAAAUCAGGACGACUCUGAUGAAGAUGAUGAUGACGAUGAUGAAGCAGGACCAUCAGUACAGCAGGUUGCUGCUGUUCAGCCCCAGCCAGGCUACGCUGCUCCAAUGGCCCAGCUUGGGAUGCCUCCUGUGGCCGGUGCACCCGGGAUGCACCCUGGAGGAUAUCAAGGGAUGCCUCCGAUUAUGCCAGGCGUUCCUCCCAUGAUGCAUGGCAUGCCUCCUUCCAUGCAUGGGAUGCCACCAGGGAUGAUGCCUAUGGGUGGAAUGAUGCCCCCCAUGAUGCCAGGGAUGCCUGGUUUACCCCCCGGAAUGCCCCCUCACAUGGCUCCGAGGCCAGGGAUGCCACACAUGGUCCCAACCCCUGCAGUAGGAGCAAUGCCAAGUCGACCGACAGCACCAGCAGCCCAGCCUGCAGUCAGCAAACCUCUCUUUCCAAGUGCAGCACAGGCCCAGCAGAGCACUUCAGGAGCCGCAGCGUCAAACUCCCACAGUACAUCGGCCUCCAUCGAGCCACCCAAAGCAACAUUCCCUGCCUACACCCAACCCUCUGUCUCUUCUUCCUCUUCCACUUCUUCUUCUUCUAACCCCUCUAGCAGCAUUGUGGCCAAACCCCCUGCCACAGUGCCCACUAAGCCCGCCACCCUCACCACCACGAGUGCAACUAGUAAGUUGAUCCACCCUGAUGAGGAUAUCUCACUGGAAGAGAUGAAGGCCCAGUUGCCUCGUUACCAGCGUCUCAUACCCCGGCCGGGUCAGGCCCACGCUGCUGCACCCUCGGUGGCGGCUGUUGGCAGCAUAAUGCCACCACAGCAGGGCAUGCCACCCCAGCAGCCCGGCAUGAGGCAUCCCAUGCAUGGUCAGUAUGGCGCUCCUCCUCAGGGCAUGCCAAGCUACAUGCCUGGAGGGAUGCCUCCAUAUGGGCAGGGUCCUCCCAUGGUCCCCCAGUACCAGGGAGGCCCUCCCAUGGGCAUGAGGCCGCCCGUCAUGUCUCCGGCUGGACGCUACUGAAGCAGCAAAGCAGCCACUGCAUUAGGUUUGAGGUUAACACCUUUCUCUCAUCCUUGUGCUUUUUCAAACCUAGCUGCGAGCAAAGAGCAGUAAGACCAGUGGUGGUGAAGACAAACGUAAUUUGCUAGCACACGUGGACACUUAAUGUACCAACUUUAUUGGAAAACACCACAUAAGUUCCUGAAAGCUAUUCUGUUGUUAUUUUGAUUUCAUGCGAGGAUAUAUUCUUCUCCCCAUAGGUUUCACUCAGGUUAUAGAAGUGAAGUGUGUUAAAAUGAUUCAUAUUUCUUUUGAAGCUGCUGGAGUUUCAUGAACGUACCAACCCCUUACAAAGGCAAGUUUCUCUUGUAAACAUUUGACUCAUUUUUCUUUUGUUUUCUUUCUCCGUAGUUUGAUUGAGGCCCUCACAGCACGCUUAGGUGCUGUUGGACUUGCGUCCCCAACCUUGGUUGGUGAGGGUCUCAGUGAUGAAUAUGAUUCCAACUAUGUAGUGUUACAAAUGAAUGCUUCAUCAGUCUCUAGCUUUAGUCUUAUUUCAGGUUUGUUUUUAAUAUUUUCUGCUCAGAAAGGGUUCCUGUACGCAUCCUUUGUAAUGUUUUAUGAAUCUGUUGUAAUAAAAUUCAUCUUGAAAUCCAA
Molecule: messenger RNA, 2087 nt
Organism: Labrus bergylta (ballan wrasse)
Lineage: Eukaryota; Metazoa; Chordata; Actinopteri; Labriformes; Labridae
Gene: znf207b
Product: zinc finger protein 207, b
Biological process (GO): mitotic spindle assembly; attachment of spindle microtubules to kinetochore; mitotic spindle assembly checkpoint signaling
Cellular component (GO): spindle matrix; nucleus; kinetochore
Molecular function (GO): microtubule binding
Source: RefSeq, a predicted model, not a curated record